Molecule: messenger RNA, 747 nt
Organism: Phytophthora sojae
Lineage: Eukaryota; Oomycota; Peronosporomycetes; Peronosporales; Peronosporaceae
Exons: 4
Coding region: 1-747 (248 amino acids)
Source: RefSeq, a predicted model, not a curated record
AUGAAUAAACUAUCGAAAUGUUUUGAGAUCUCACGACGCGCCCAAGCAGCGUGUUGGUGGCGGCUUCGGCAUCGCGAGGACCCCGAGAAGCCCGUGGCGGACGUGCCGUGGCGGAGGAACCAGAAGCUGCUAAGUGAACAUAGCCACAGGCACAGGAGGAGGAUGCGUGUGAGCGCCGUCACGCUGCUGCUGGGCAACGAGGCGCGCGAGCUGCUACUGUACGCGGGUCUGCCGUUGCCGGAGUUGCUGCGGUGCGUCGCCUCGAUCUUUCCGGCACUCCAGAGGACAGGCAAUGCAGCAACGUCCGUGGCGCUGUGCCACGCUUCCGCGGGCGUCUUCUACCCGCUGUCGCUGCUCCGCCGUUCGCCGGAGCUGUUCGAGCACGAACCCUACUACCUCGUGCUGUACGGUGGGGAGGGCGGCGCGGACGACGUCGACACUUCCCCCGGUGGGUCGAGGUGGAGCUGGCAGCAGACGUUGAGGUUGUUGCUACCGUCACGAGCCUGGCCAAGGACGCGAAGAUCAGCGGUGGACUCCGUCACGGGGAGCAAGACCAAGGAGCCCAAGCCGCCGGGCGCGGACUCGGACGCGCCGCGAGGACCCCGAGAAACCCGUGGUGGACGUGCCGUGGCGGAGGAGCCUGCAAUCCGAGAAGGUGUCGACCGGGUCGAGCUGGAGCUGGCAGCGUAUACCGAGGUUGCACACGAGGAAGUCGAGCAGAAAAUAGAGGUUAUGCAGCUGGAUUGA